Messenger RNA from Trichoplusia ni (cabbage looper), 2210 nucleotides. Its product is annotated as luciferin 4-monooxygenase-like. The coding region runs from base 90 to 1706 and encodes 538 amino acids. Lineage: Eukaryota; Metazoa; Arthropoda; Insecta; Lepidoptera; Noctuidae. The transcript has 11 exons. Gene Ontology annotation, biological process: fatty-acyl-CoA biosynthetic process; long-chain fatty acid metabolic process. The record is from RefSeq and is a predicted model, not a curated record. Gene Ontology annotation, molecular function: long-chain fatty acid-CoA ligase activity.
UAUUAGUAGGUGUCAACUUACACUUAUGCUAUAAACCGGUGUGACUAUUUUGACGAAUUUGUGUCGAAAAGUGUUAAAACUAAAUUAAAAUGUCGGACAAAUAUUGCAUUUUGGAGCGUGUGAAAAGGUUCAAGAAGUUAGCCUCAGCGAGAUAUUGUAUCAAUGAAGAUGCGGUACAUCUUGGACACCUCGCUUUGGAGGGUCUCAAGGACAACCCCGAGGGCAUCUGUCAGAUCGACGCUGCGACUGGCGAGAGCGAAACCAAUGCCUCGGUGGCUAAACGCAGCUGCCGCCUGGCUAGCGCCAUGGCUAAAUCUGGCUUAAAGCCAGGUGAGGUCGUCAUCAUUAUGGGACAUAACCACUUGGACCUUUGCAUUCCUUACUACGCUUGUCAGUUUGGCGGUUAUACAAUGUGCGCUAUGGAUCCUACAAUUGGUGCAAACGACCUGAUUGACAUUUUCCGCGAUAUUCAUCCUAAAAUGGUUUUCUGCCAAAAGUCUUGCGAACAAAAGGUCGUAAAUGCGUUUAAGGCCAACAUACAACAUGGAGAAAUUGUCACAUUUGAUGAUCCCCAGAAUGACUUGAAAUCCUUCAGUCUGAAGCACAAUGGACACCACAUUAACUACAGGCCAGCUGAUAUCGAUCAGAGCAAAGCUACUGCGUGGCUGAUGCUCACCAGUGGGACCACAGGCUUGCCUAAAGUAGCGAUCAUUCCUUACGGAAGAUUACUGAACGCACUUCUAUCGUGGUGGUCUCCUUUCCCGGAACACAUGGAGUCGUGUCUCGCGAUGGCGACUCUUCAAUGGGUGUCCUCACUUAUAUACUUCAUAGCGUGCAUACUGAAAGGCAUCACAAGGAUCCAAUCGUCGGAAACCUUGACACCUGAGAGGCUAAUCAAACUUAUCGCCACAUAUAGGCCAACUACGACAGCAUUCACACCCUAUUUACUGGAGAAAUUCCUCGAUCUAGCUGAGACCAGAUGCGAUUUGAGUUGUUUCAAGAUCAUUGCUAUUGGCGGCAGUGCUAUGGAAAAAUCUUUAAUUGACAGGUUCAGAAAAGUAUGUCCCGCUUUCCUAUUCCUGGUAUACGGUAUGACGGAGCUGUUGGCGCCAAUCUUCGAUUACGAUGAUAACACGCCAUUCGGAUCCACGGGCAAACCCCUGUCCAAACACGAAUUCAAGAUUGCUGAUGAAGAGGGCCGAGCUUUGGAGGAGCCCAACCAGACUGGGGAACUAUGGCUCAGGGGCAACUCGUUCUUUACGGGCUACCUCAACAAUGAGGAGGAGACUAAGAAGAUGAUCACAGAGGACGGAUGGGUGAGGACUGGAGACAUGUUCUACAAAGACAAAGAUAAUUUCUACUACUUCGUCGAGCGAAAGAGGCUGCUAAUUAAGCACUACGGAUUCCUGAUCUCACCUUUGAAAAUGGAAGAAAUUUUGAAAAGUCAUCCGAGUGUGUCCGACGCUUGCGUGGUCGGUAUCCCCGACCCUAACUACAUGGAGCUGCCUGUAGCCGCCGUGCUCAGGAGAAACGGGGACAAAGUUGACGCACAGGAGUUAGCCGACCUGCUUAGAGCGAACAUGGAAGGGAAGAAACUGAACGGUGCUAUCGUCUUCGUGGAUUCAAUGCCCGUUACGCCCUCCGGCAAAAUUCAUCGAGCGAAAGUAAGGGAAUUGACCCUGGCCGCUCCACGAGUCAUGUUCUAGACGACGACGAAAUAACUGUAGUGUUUAAUUUAAUCAACUAUAUUAAACGAUCUCUAUCCAUUUAAGUUAGAGACAAAUUGAGGCAACGACCACGUAUGGACUCUUGAUUUGUAUGUAAAAUUAAACAAAAGAAACGCGCUUAUUGUAUGCAACGAUACGAUAAGUCUUUUUUUAAAUUUUGUGCUCAAGUUUUGACGGGACUUCCCCGAUCAAAAUCAUUGUAAAUGUAUGAAUAUCAAUUAGUUUUUAAGUAUUGAUAAGUUAUUGUGCAAUGUGAAUGACACUUAAUUAGGUGAUAGGGAAAUGAUAAUUAAUUAUUAUUAAGACAAGUAUUUGUCUAUAUCAAAAAUGAUUAUAUUGUACCUUUUUUCCGUCUAGAUUUUCUUCAUUACAAUUUUGUAUGUUUGUGAUAAUAAACAUCAUAAAAAUACUUAGUUUUUAAAUUGUGAUAGAUAGGAAAAUAUGAUUUGAAGUUAUCUUUCUAUGUUUUAAAUAAAUUGUUUU